UUAUAACGCAAUGUUUCCAGAAAUUCAUAUCAAGACAGAGAAGCCCGAUGCCUACUCCCAGCAACACAAACUCCAGCCUGAAUGCACACGCCUUGGGUCCAGCCGGGCCUACCAGCAGCAGCAGAACUGUGGCUCGGGCAAAGGCACCCUGCCCAAGCUGGAUACUAAGCCCUUGGUUGUAAACAAUGUCAAGUACCAUCACCAGUCUGAAAGCAUCCUGCCCCACAUCACCAGCAAGGGCCUGCAGAACACCUGUGAUGGGCAGCUUUCAGGUACUAGGCACCAGGAAAGCUUCCAGGAUGAGAGAUCAAAGAGCUCCACAGUGGAGAGUCUGCCAGAGUCCAUCAACAGGAAGAACAAUCAGGAGCAGGAGAGGAAUAUUGAGGGACACAAUCUGCCCAUGUCUCCUGCAGAGGUCUUGAAGGCGUUCAAAGAUCGUCUGACGGAGCAUGAGCAGGAGGAGAUCAUGGACUACUCCGAGGUCUGGUACCUGGGCCUGGAUGCCAAGAAGAUGGAGGGUUCCCCCAGCCUGCCACACAACUCUGGCUACGACGAUGAGAGCGGAGGCUAUCUGAAGGUCGCGCAUGACCACAUAGGCUUCCGGUUUGAGGUGCUGGAGGUGAUCGGGAAAGGAUCCUUCGGACAGGUCCUGAAGUGCCUGGAUCACAAGACCAAUGAACUUGUCGCCAUCAAGGUCAUUCGCAACAAGAAAAGGUUCCACCACCAGGCCAUGGUGGAGUUGAAGAUCCUGGAUGCGUUGAGAAGGAAGGACAGAGACAACAAACACAACGUCAUUCACAUGAAGGAGCACUUCUACUUCCGGAACCAUCUCUGCAUCUCCUUCGAGCUCCUGGGAGUGAACCUGUACGAACUCAUCAAGAAGAACAACUUCCAGGGCUUCAGCCAGAUCCUGGUGCGCCGCUUUGCCUACUCCCUCCUCAAGUGCCUGCAGAUGCUGCACAAAGAGAAGAUCAUCCACUGUGACCUGAAACCGGAAAACAUCCUUCUGUCACACAAAGGCCAAGGCAACAUCAAGGUCAUUGACUUUGGCUCCAGCUGCUACGAGCAGCAGAGAGUUUACACCUACAUCCAGAGCCGCUUCUACCGUUCCCCAGAGGUGCUCCUAGGCCAUCCCUACAGCAUGGCCAUCGACAUGUGGAGCUUUGGCUGCAUCCUGGCUGAGCUCUACACUGGCUUCCCCCUCUUUCCUGGGGAGAGUGAGGUGGAGCAGAUUGCCUGCAUCAUGGAGGUGCUGGGAAUGCCUCCAAAUGAUUUCUUGUCGACAGCAACCAGGAAAAGGCAUUUUUUUGAUUCCAAGGGCAACCCCAGGAACAUCACCAACAGCAGGGGGAGAAAGAGACGGCCCGACUCCAAGGAUCUGGCCAGUGUCCUGAAGACCAACGAUCCUGUCUUUCUGGACUUCAUCAAACGCUGUCUCACGUGGGACCCUAAGAAGCGCAUGACGCCCGACGAGGCCAUGCAACAUGAGUGGAUCCAGGAGGCCCGCUCCAACAAGUUUCGGCCCAAGACCCGCACCGUGAGAAGGCCCAGCGAGAGCCUGAGCAACGUGGAGAACAACAAGAUAGAGCAGCACAUUCCCCACAACCCAGCCCUCAUCAACAAGAUAGUUGACAAGGCAUUCUACAGCCCGUUCUCCAACGCCACAGACAAGCCCAAGAGAGAGAACUCUGUGAAGCUGGCGUCCGCCGAGCGCUUGCGUCCGAUCGGGGCUUCGGCCGAGGGCCAGAUGGGCGAGGGCAAGACCAAGAGCACCAGGGCUGUUAGCAGCAGCAAGCAGGAGGUACCUAGGGAGAGGUCAGUCCACAUCGUCAUCAGACCCCGGCUGGAGCACACUGUAGACGCAGACUGGGACAGUCUGGAGCCCCAGCAGGGCCUGUCCCCCAUCACUUGAAGGCCCCAGGGACA
This is a messenger RNA of Oncorhynchus masou masou (cherry salmon), 1926 nucleotides long. RefSeq names its product dual specificity tyrosine-phosphorylation-regulated kinase 4-like. The transcript is spliced from 14 exons. Gene Ontology annotation, cellular component: cytoskeleton; cytoplasm; nucleus. Gene Ontology annotation, molecular function: protein serine/threonine kinase activity; protein serine/threonine/tyrosine kinase activity; ATP binding. Gene Ontology annotation, biological process: peptidyl-threonine phosphorylation; peptidyl-serine phosphorylation. The coding region runs from base 11 to 1912 and encodes 633 amino acids. The record is from RefSeq and is a predicted model, not a curated record. NCBI's taxonomy places the organism in Eukaryota, Metazoa, Chordata, Actinopteri, Salmoniformes, Salmonidae.